UAUUCGUCUCGUGCGUACGAGAGGCUGGCCGUCGCCGGAUGGAUAGCCGACGUCGUCCACCUCUCCACCAAUAUGUUCAUUGGCAUCACUUCCAGUGGAGACAACGUGAAUUCCCAUUACGACUACCUGAUUUGAACACCGGAUAGGUGAGGAUUCGUUUUGUCAAUCAUUCUUGGCACCUCCUGUUGAAAGUUUAAAUAAUCCGCAAAUAUGGCACUGGAUUUCAUAGCUGGAUGUAUCGGAGGUUGCGCGGGAAUAAUCGCUGGACAUCCAUUGGACACUUUAAAAGUGCACAUUCAGUCCGGGAGAGGAAGUCCGCUGGAAUGUACGAAGGCGCUAUUGAAAGGAGGAACAUUAGCAAAUAUGUAUCGAGGAGUUGGUGCCCCUCUAGGUGGCAUCGCAGCAGUCAAUGCAAUAGUGUUUGGAGCGUAUGGUAAUACAAGACGUGCUCUACCGAACCCGGACUCGUUGAAGACUCACGCGAUAGCUGGCGCGGUCGCGGGAGCGCUCCAGAGCUUGGCAUGCGCGCCUGUUGAACUAGUCAAAACUCGUCAACAACUUGCAAAGCCCAGCGAAGGAAUGCCUACGGGUGCUUGGGCUGGAGCGCGACACAUACUCAGAACAGGAGGAUACAAGGCCCUGUUUCGUGGAUUCGGUAUCACAGUGGCUCGCGAUAGCCCCGCUUUCGCCAUCUACUUCGCGUCAUAUGAAGCUCUAACUCGAGGAGACCGGUCCGUGACGCGAGUGUUCGCGGCGGGCGGGGUGGCGGGCGCGUUGUCGUGGGUGCUGCUGUACCCGAUAGACGUGGUGAAGUCGCGGCUGCAGGGCGACGUGGCGGGACAGUACGCGAACGCGUGGGACUGCUUGGUAAAGUCUGUGCGGGCGGAGGGGUGGCGGUGCAUGGGGCGCGGCGUGGGCGCGGUGACGCUGCGCGCGUUCCUGAGCAAUGGCGCGUGCUUUACGGCGGUGUCGUGGGCGGAGCGCGGGUGGCAGCACCUCACGUCCGACUCGGCCGUCAAGACGCUGGCGCAGGCGGCCGCGCUGGGCGAGGCGGUGCGCCACCACGACAGCCCCGACUUGCACUAUGACUUGUGAACUGUGAACACUGCUGUGAUCGCGUCAAAUGUUUCGCGAAGUUUUAUAACGGUACCUAUUUAUUUGUAAUAAAUGUUUAAAGAAUUUUACCAUUGUUAUUUUACAAACUGUUGAUGUUUAUGCAACUGAUGAAAUAUAAAUAAAACGAUUAUUGUUAUAUAA
This is a messenger RNA of Manduca sexta (tobacco hornworm), 1257 nucleotides long. Its product is annotated as mitochondrial basic amino acids transporter. NCBI's taxonomy places the organism in Eukaryota, Metazoa, Arthropoda, Insecta, Lepidoptera, Sphingidae. The record is from RefSeq and is a predicted model, not a curated record. Gene Ontology annotation, biological process: mitochondrial L-ornithine transmembrane transport. The coding region runs from base 211 to 1095 and encodes 294 amino acids. Gene Ontology annotation, molecular function: high-affinity L-arginine transmembrane transporter activity. The transcript is spliced from 3 exons. Gene Ontology annotation, cellular component: mitochondrion.